Pelmatolapia mariae (spotted tilapia) is the source of this 4441-nucleotide messenger RNA. Its product is annotated as protein FAM163A-like. NCBI's taxonomy places the organism in Eukaryota, Metazoa, Chordata, Actinopteri, Cichliformes, Cichlidae. Bases 516 to 980 code for a protein of 154 amino acids. The transcript is spliced from 5 exons. The record is from RefSeq and is a predicted model, not a curated record.
GGCACGGCGGUAGCAGGUGCCGAAACGCCCCCAGAGAACCUCGCUGAAAACGCGGCCAUGCCGAGCGGUGACACUCUGCAGCCGGACUACCGCCUGGUCUCAUCCGUCUUUAGCGCUUCACAGAGCGGUUGGAUGCCAUGAGAUUUCCCACAGGCCCUCACUGGCUCCAUGCUGUGAGUAAACCCGUGGUCAAGAGGGGAUAACCAACGGCGGAUAAUGACGUGAUGAUUCCGGUUGUAGAGCCAGCACAGGGGGGCUCCGGGCACCUUUAAUGACCGGUGCUGGAGAGGAAAUCACUGGACUUUAUUGUCUGUGGAGCCGCGUAACACCAGACCGACAGCGGUGCAAAUAAGAAGAAGGGAAGAAAAGAAAAGAAACGUCUCUCUAACAGGUUGCUGAGACAUUCAGUCCGAAAAGGGGGGAUUUGCAGCACAGCAGAGAAUGCUCUCCCCCAGAUGCUGACUUCUAAAGGCAUUAGAAACCUUUGCUGGACGGUUUGAUGGAGAGCUGGUCGGAUGUCAGCGGGAACUAUUGUCAUAACCGGAGGAAUACUUGCUGGAGUGAUACUGCUGUGCAUUGUAGCAGUUCUCUGUUACUGUAGACUCCAGUAUUACUGCUGUAAGAAAAAUGAUUCUGAGGUGGACGUGGCCUCCAUGGCAGGACCGGAUCCUCUCUCUCACUUUCCGUGCAACGCCUGCAACGCCCUCGCCAUGGACGGCACUGCCAUCACCCCCGUCUCUCUGGAUCAGCUGGAUUCGGGUUCUCACCGCUGCCCCAGCUGUUCACCAUACACCCUGCGCUCGGGACUCACAGACGACAUGCGUAAUGGAGGGGAGCGUCUCGGCUUCCAUACUUACUACGAGAACCCGUCUGUAUCUCUUCCCCUGUCGGUUCACCCUCAGAGCUCCUCCCCUCUGAGCUACUGCAGUCCCUCGGACACGUUUCCUCCCCCGCCGCGCUCCUACAGCACUGACGUCUGACCUUUGCUUCACUGUACAGGCACACACACACACCUACAGCGUCUAGCACAUGCCCUUUUGUUUGAGACUAACUUCAGGUAAUUGAUUAGAGGACAGCACAAUUAUACACACACAUGCCCAUAUUACUGUACAUGCUCACAUAAUUUGCAGGGAAGUGACCCAUAAACUAAGCCUACUGAUAGAACCCCAUGGUGGGCGACAAAUCUGGGCAUGAUCUGCAGCAGGGAAAUAUUACAUAAAAUUGGCCACAUUACUCUUUAAAAAACACAUAUUUUGAUCUUAGUACGACUUUUACUUAAACAAAAGCUAUAAAAUGUAUAAGUACCAUUACAGUUAGCAUCUCACUGAGCCCGGUCACACAUGAUAGUGUUUUUAGUAAAUGGCUCAAAGGUUGGAGCUAGUCUACACUCUAUAAAUGCAUCUGGGGCAAUGAAGUCAUUCGGGUUACAUAUGAUCAGGGACACAUAACAAAGUUUUUAGUACAGAGUAAGCUCAGACAGUCCCCAGGCAGAAAAGCAGGCGAGGUUUUGGGGCGUUAAAGUCAUUUAGUCAUUAAAAAAUUGUGACAUAUAGAAUUUGUUUUUUAAUUUCUGUGAAGUUUUGUGAAUGUAAUUAUGUAAUUUAUGGAGAAAAAAUGUACUCAGUUAGACAAGAAAAGGCUUAGUACUAAAUUACAAACAUGUUUUAUUAAACUCGGUGGAAAAACAGUAAGGACAUUAUUUGCAAAUUCUGCAAUUAUAAGUCAUUCGGCAGUUAUUUAUGACUCAGGACCUCAGUUGCAUUAGAUUAGAUGAACACAGAGUUUAUCAUCUCAUGUUCGGCUCAUUCUCUGGCAAAUGCAUCCUGGAUGCAGGGAUCUAGUAAAAACCACCAUUUUUCCGGCAGCAGACAAAUGUCAGCCUAAUCUGAAGAAUGACAAAGUUACAUAAACACAGCUAGAUAUAGUGCUGCAUUUAUCAUUCACCCUCGAUGUCAUUAAGAUUAACCACAUAAAUACCUUUCUCUUAGGUGCAAGCACUUUGAAUUUAUUUUUAGCAGCAUUUUCCACUCAAAUCAAAAGUGACUGCUGAUGACGAGGAGACAGAGCUGAGACACAUGAAGAAGGCAUGCACAACCCCAUAUUUGAGCAUCACUUCAGUUAUUCUUAUCCUUUUCUCCAGUUUCUCCCUUUUUCCCUGUGUCACAAAGGGUUAAUGGUAGUGUGAACCUCUUACCACUGCAGCUUACACUACAUGAGGGCUAACAGCUAUAUUAACUACUAAUGGAGCUUAACUGUUUUUAUCCAGAAGAAAGACCUGACGAGCGAAGAAGGAACUACAACUUUUUAAGCCUUUUUUUGUUCUUCUUGCAGAUUACCAGAAAGUCUGUGAGAAAAGUGUCAGUUUAGUCUGUUUCUGUUUUCACUUCUGACAUGAAAUUGCCAUGAAACUGAAGAGAGUUUGUUCCGCAGUGUCUUCCAUAGAAGCCGAUGUAUUUACCUUUUCUGUGCUUACAGAUUGUGAUGUGUGAAAGCAGAUUUUUAGACAUGUGAUAAGCAGAAAAGAGAGAUGCUGUACCAUAUUUAAUGAUAUUUAAAGCUUAGGUUUUGUAUCUAUAUAUGAGCCAUCAUAUCUGCUACAGUACAGUAAUAAGAUGCAGUGUUAUUGCAGUAUAUGCCUGAAUCUAUAUAUUUUUUAAGGAGUAUUGUCAUUUUUUUGUGAGGGAUGUUCGGGUUUAGACGUAUUUCAGUACUUUUCUCUUCAGUUUUGGUUUCUUUCUGUGUUCCUGUGCACUCCUGACAGCUGCAGAGGAACACAACUGUGGAAAUGGCAACUCAGCUUAAAACAUAAAUUGUGCUAGAGGUGUGAAAAACACAGGAAAAUGUGUGAAACAGUGAUGUAGAGUAUUAUUGAACAUAGGCUAUUAUUUAAGAUCUAAACUAUAUUUAUUCACUCUAAUGUCACAUUGUUUUCACUGAGCUGUAAGCUUCAUUAUAUUUCCUUAUUUUCUUGAUCUUACAGUCUCUUGUUCAGACGUACGUCCUAAAUUUUAUGCAGUACUGUGGAAAAGUCUUGAGCCACAUGUCAUUUCUUUAUAGGAAAAUGGGAAAUGGGUGCAGGGAUGUCAUGAAACAUACACCGACAUACACAGAAAUACAGUUUAUAAGGCAAAGAAAAAAGUUUGUAAAAUUCUAGCAAGCCUCAAAGUGAUUUUUUGGGUAUGACCAUUUUUACUCUUCAACACAGCCUGAAUGCUCUUGGUCAGCUUUUUUGUAAUUUCUUUGAGAAGUCUUCAGGAAUAGUUCUCCAGGCUUCUUGGAGGACAUUCAAAGCUCUUCUUUGGAUGUUGGCUGUUUUUUUAUUUCAUUCUCUGUAGGUAUGAUCUGUUAUAGUAAUAUCAGUAAGUCCAGACUCUCGGUAGUCCAACCCAUGACUGAUGACUAUAGGGUACUUUUCAGCGUUCAUAAUUCCAUCAACUUUAACAAAAUCCCCAGCACCGUUCACUGAAAUACAGCCCGAAACCAUGACAGAGGCUUGCUGUGUUUUACAGAUCGCUGUAGAAACUCACUGUUGACCUCCUUGAUACAUGCUGAUGACUAUUUGAGCCAAAAACUUCCAAUUUUCACUCCAUAAGACCUGUUUCUGCUGAUUUUCAGUCCAGUUCUUGUGUAAUUUAGCAUAUCUCACCCUUUUCUGCCUGUUUGCCUUCCUUUAAAAUGACUGUUCAUCUGCUAUAGAACUGCUACUUCUUCUUUUUGUCCUCCUCUUGUCCUCUUUCCUCUCAUUUCUCAAAGACACACUGCACAUCAUGCUGAGAUAUGUAGUUUUCAGGAAGUAGCCCUUUGGUAAUCACCUUGUUUGUGCACAAAUAGUAUUUUAAGCCAGUCAAACUACCUUUGGCAUUUUUUGUAGUUUCAAUAAAAUACAUGAGAAAAUAAAUUUAUGUUUUUGCAGCAGACUUCUAAUAACAAAGUGCCUAAAGAUACAAUUUAAUAAUUGGUUCUUUGCUAAUUUGUCUGGUGCAUAUAGACAUGACACUGGUUCAUUACUUGGGUUAGGUGCCUUUUUUAUGCUUUUUUAAUUCAUAGGUCAGUGUUAAAAAACAGUCCUCUGAAAAUGAUCCGGCGCAGGGAGUGGACUAUUGCUCAAAACUGGUUUAAAAAUACCGACAAGUCUGCCUCCUUAGAAGCUAAAUCCAAAUAAUGGAGUGCUGACUUAAGACUUUUGCACAGUAUUGUAUGUAAACUGCUUUAUUUUUUUUUUUUAAAUGUCUUUGUCAGUUUAGAUGUUCACUGAACACUGGCAUUCACUGCCACCUACCCAACAAAUAUCCCCUUAGUCUGAUGACAGCGACUCAGUGUUUGUGCUCACAGGUUUGUCGCACCAUAAAGAACACAACUGUUGUGUCAGAACUUAACUUUUUUUUUCAGGUUACUGUUUCUGUAUUUAAAAAAACAUAUUCUGCUAUGACCUGAGGAAAAU